AACACAAGCGAAGAAGAACUGAACAGGAAGUAGUUUUAGUUUCGUUAUUAAAAGUGUAUGUUAACAUAGCACAUGAUUAAAUGCUUGUUUCCAGUAAGUAAGUAGGAAGAAAACUGUGAAAGCUUAAUGUGAAGAAAGAAAUGUGUUAAAGCGACGUCUCGGCCACGAUCCAGGGUUCAAGUGGAAAAAGACUCCUUGAGAAAUGGGGCAACAGGCAAGUUUGGCUCCAGGCCCUCUGCAGUCCAGACCAACAGAAGUGCUGCCUCCAAUCCCUGAUACAGUCCUAGAGGAAGUGUUUUUUUUAAUCCCAGGCCAGGAUGUAGUUUGUGUCUUCCGGCUUGUUUGCCAGCAGUGGAAGGAAAUAGUUGACAGCAUCUCCUACUGGAAAGAGAGGUGUCGGCGGGAAGGACUUAAACCAUACAAUGACAAAAAAACUGCUACAGGCUGGUGUCAAUUUUACAUCCUAAGUAAGAGGAGGCAGAACCUGAUAAAGAACCCCAAGGCGGACGGGGGCUUCAAUAAUUGGCAAAUAAUCAGGAAUGGAGGUGACAAGUGGCAAACCGGAUCUAUAUCUUCAUUCCCUGAUGGACGGGUGCAAAAAUACUUUGUAACCUCUUAUCACUCCUGCAUAAAAUCCCAGGUAAUAGACCUGAGUAAAGAGGGGUAUGGACCAUAUCUAAUGGAUCAGAUUCAGCCUGAUAUAGUAAUAUCUGACUGGUAUUGUCCCCGCGAUGACUGUGGAAGUCAAUAUGAGAUUUGUGUUGAGCUUCUUAAUCACAAACGAAAAGUGAUUAAGCAAUUCCGUCCAAAUCGUGUAGUAUUCCCUCAGUGGAACGAGAUGCAAUGGCAGCAGAUGACUCAUGUAUUCCGAGAUUACGGGCCAGGCGUCCGCUUCAUCAGGUUCACUCAUGGAGGACAGGACACCCAGUUCUGGGCGGGCUGGUAUGGGAUCCGGGUCACUAACAGCAGUGUGGAGAUUGCCCCCCCUGGAGAAAUGAAACCACCUGAACCAUAAUAAUUAUUAUGAUGUAUUUAAUAAAUGUUAUUGCCCUGUCCUCAAACCACCUUUUUGUUUUGUAAAUUAAACUACUACCAUAAUUUAGUAUUAAUAUUAAAGGAAAACAUUUGUUUUUGUCUAUAUACAGUGGUACCUUGGUUUGCAAUUCGUUCCAGAAACGUGCUUGUGGUUCGUUCCACAGCCCAAAAAUAUUCAUAUAAAAAUUAUUUAUGCAAAAUAUAAAGUAAAAAUACAUAAAACAAAUUAACCUGCACUUUAACUUUGAAAAGAAUCAUGGAUGGUGGGAGGGAGACGCGAUAGGAGAAGAGGAAUGUUAUUUUGUAGGAUGACUUUCACUCCUUUUGUCUCCUUUUUGAUUUUGUGGAAAUGUGACAUUGUAUUGUCGGUAAACACUGCACUGCUACACCCUUAUUCGGGUGGUGUUUUUCUACUAAAUUUUGACGAGCGAGAGAGACCAUCAGCUCAGUUGUGACCACGUGACGCUUGGCAGACAAAGCGUAUAUGUAAUACUUGUAUUGCAAGACCUGGCUCGUUUAUGAAGUUAAAUUUUAUUCGAAAUUUUUGCUCGUCUUGCAAAACACUUGCAGACCGCUUUACUCGAAAUCCAAGGUCUUACUGUAUGAUAUAUGGAAGUGUUUCAGAAAUCAUAAAUGUAAUUUUAUUUUUAAAUAAUACAUAGUCCAUUGAAUGCUGUGUGUGCACUUUCUGUACAUUACCUGUCUGUAUGAAAAUCACAUAGCUUUUAAUAAAAAGUUUUUGGCUUAAGAGA
Messenger RNA from Brienomyrus brachyistius, 1787 nucleotides. RefSeq names its product F-box only protein 44-like. The transcript is spliced from 8 exons. The record is from RefSeq and is a predicted model, not a curated record. Gene Ontology annotation, cellular component: cytoplasm; SCF ubiquitin ligase complex. Gene Ontology annotation, molecular function: ubiquitin protein ligase activity; protein binding. The coding region runs from base 203 to 1015 and encodes 270 amino acids. Gene Ontology annotation, biological process: SCF-dependent proteasomal ubiquitin-dependent protein catabolic process; glycoprotein catabolic process. NCBI's taxonomy places the organism in Eukaryota, Metazoa, Chordata, Actinopteri, Osteoglossiformes, Mormyridae.